Molecule: messenger RNA, 2095 nt
Organism: Cydia fagiglandana
Lineage: Eukaryota; Metazoa; Arthropoda; Insecta; Lepidoptera; Tortricidae
Exons: 6
Coding region: 349-1950 (533 amino acids)
Cellular component (GO): nucleus
Molecular function (GO): zinc ion binding; sequence-specific DNA binding
Source: RefSeq, a predicted model, not a curated record
AGUUAUAAUUGCUUGUCCUUGUCAGACUCAUUUUUUUUAGGGAAAAUCUCAUACAAUGCCAAGCUUUGGUGGGGAACAAAGUCCUCAGUGUGAGAACAGUGAUUGAUUACUAUAGUUUUCAUGGUGAAUAUGUGUUUUGCUUACAAAAAUUAUAAUAUUUAUCAAAGAAAUUACAAAGUUUUAACGGAUUAAAAUGGUUAGUUGCUCAAUUUUGCACUGUACUAGUGAUAAUCGCCAAAAACAUGAAGACUUAACCUUUCACAGAUUUCCACGAAAUAAAACAACACGUCAAAAGUGGAUAGCCGCUACUGGAAGAAAAAAUUGGAAGCCAACUACAAACCACCGCAUAUGCUCCAAGCAUUUCGAACAGUUUCAUUUUCGCAAGACUCCACGACAAGUAUUCCUGUGGAAGUACGCGAGCCCAACGUUGUUGACACCGUUACCUAUUCCCUCAGAACCCCGAAUUGCGCCAGAAAUGGCUCCGCGCAGUCGAUAGGAAAACCUGGACUCCCCAAAAAUACUCCGUCAUAUGUUCAAAACAUUUCGAACAAAAGUAUUUCAGGGGAAAAGUACGAAUUAAACUCAGAAUCGACUCAAUUCCGACUUUGUUUGUACCUGUACUAUUUCCCACAUGAUCCAGUCAUAAAAGAGAAAUGGAUUGCAGCCACGGGCCGGAAAGACUGGUUCCCGACCAAACACAGUACUAUUUGUUCCAUACAUUUUGACAAUACCAGUUUCAUUGAAGGGAAAAAGUUGCGUUUGUUGAAAAAAACGGCAUACCCUACUGUUAAUAUACUAAAACUCAUUGAAAAUGAUGAGGUAAAUACGGAUGAUACAGAGAUUUCAGAGCCAGGGCCGUCGAAGAGGUCUCGACGUGAUUCAAACAGCUCGACCGACUCAGAUUCUAAUGAUGAAAUCAUUGAGCAAUGUCGCUUUUGCGCAAAAUACAGCAAAGACUGCAUGGACACAUGCUACGUACCAUUCCUUAUGGAAAACAAAGCCUCCAUAGUCUUCAACGAUAACUACGUAAAUCUGGACUUUACAGAUAAUAAUUUACCAAAAACUGUUUGCCGUGACUGUACCAGAAAACUUCAGGAUAUAAUUAGCUUUAUUACACAAGUAACAGAAGCGCAAAAGAAAUUUAAAGUUGUAGCGAAGAACAAUAGAAAAGUAUAUGAAUUCAAAGAUGAAACAAUCAAAAAGAAACAAACGAUAAAGAAAAAUAGACAAACAAGUAAAAAACUUGAUAGCACCAGAGACACAAUUGAAAAAGAAACAAUAACAAAUGAUGAUGAUGAUGAAGAUACCAGAGAUGCUUUUGAAAAUACAGAUAUUAAAAUAGAAUAUGAAUCCCCAACGGAUGAAGGUAACAUCAGAGAUAUACAUAAAAUUAAAAUUGAACAAGAACCUGAGGAUAAUACAGAAAUAACUGAUUCUUUACUUGUUGAACAACCUGUGUUCUUUAGAGGGUAUAAAAGGAAAAAUGAAGAUGCAGCUGUAACGAAGAAAGCUAAAUUUAUUUGCGAAGAAGAAGUUACAUUCGAAAUGGAUGUAAAAGAAGAAGUAACAAAUGACGCAAAUGAAGAUUAUCCUGAAGUUGAAGUAGAAUAUGACAGUGGGACAGCUACAACUGGGAUUGGUACGGCAGGGACUGUCAGUACUGAGAAUGUUACACCUGGGACAAUUACUACUGGGAUUGGUACAACUGGGACUGUCACUACUGAGAAAGUUAUACCUGGGACAAUUACAACUAGGAUUGGUACUAUUGGGACUGUCACUACUGAGAAAGUUAUACCUGGGACAAUUACAACUGGGAUUGGUACAACUGGGACAGAUUCAAGUGGGAUUGGUGCGUUUAGUGCUUUAGCAAGUGUAAAAUAUAUUACUAUUGAUGGCUCUACUGGAAGGUUUUGUGUUAAAUCAGGAAAUAAAGGAAAUGAGACAGAGUGAACAUUGAAUGAGAAAAACGAAAGUGACACUAAGUGAAAAUAAAGUUUUCUGAUUAUUGUAAAUAUCAAAACAAAUUAACCAACAGUGUUUUUAAGUAAAAUUGAUUAUACAUUCUAAAAAUAAAGAAUUUCUUCAUGAAAAAGAA